CCUCGGUGUGAGAGUCUCCAUCUGUACCGGGCAGACGCCGGAGAGCGCCGAGUGGGGGCCGCGGAGUUGCCGGAUCUGCUGUCACCAUGGACAGUAUGGAUGACCUUCUGAGAGAGACUGAGCACCUUGCAAGACACAUGUCAUCGUAUCAGCAUGAUAUCCCACCUGACCUAACUUCUACCAUGCAAAUCAGUGAGGCAUCUAAGAAGCAAUUGUUACAGAUGCAUGAUGAACUAUGGCAGCAAUUCAAACAGUGCCACAGCCAGAUCAUGGCCCUAGAUGCUGAAACACUGCCAGAAUCCGGUCCUCAAUCUAAAGUGCAGCUGUAUCUGCUCAUGAUGCAAGUCAAGGCCCUAACAGUGGAGUAUGAGCAGUGGCUUAAAAGGGAGCCCCGCGUAAUCUCCAGAAAGGAGGACAUUCUGCUCGUCGUUGGAAAAGAAGAGUUGCAAAAUGUUGACCGAGACCUUGAGACCAUGCUCUCCAUCUCUCGGGCCGAAGCCAGGAAACUAAAGAGUGACUUGGAAAAAGAACAGCAGUGGUUAAGUGAACAGCAGCAAUUCCUGGAAGGACUCCGUACCAAACUAAAGGAUCUCGAAAACCUAUAUGCGAAUAUAUCUGAGAAAAGUGCUGCGAGGGAGCUGAAAAGAAAACUCCGAAAAGAGAGCGCCUACAGGGAAGAGCUAUUAGCGGCAUUUGAACACUUCUUAGAGGAGCACUUCCCCCUGCCGGAGGAGCACGAUAAGCGUGUAAAGAAAAAGGGCCCCACUGAAGAACCGUCAGUGCAAUUGGUGCCGAUGAAUGAUAUACUAGAGACUCUCAUCAACAAACUAAUGGAAACACCUCACGACCCCUAUGUUGUAAUUCAACCGGAGUACUGGCCUCCUUACAUUGAAAUGUUACUCCGGUUUGGAAUUGCAUUGCGGCACCCGGCUGAUGCAAACAGAAUACGUCUAGAAGCUUUUCACCAAUGACCUUGCGUUGUGUGCGGCAAUGUACAGACUAAUUGAUUUUAAUAAUGUCGCGCAAACUUGGUCACUCUUUAAAUAUUUUAUCCCGCUCCGAAAUGAGUCAGACAAACUGUGUGAUGGAAAUAACUGCAGCAACUGGUACAGUUUGCAGAAAUACGGAUAUUUGACAGAGUAACAUAUUACCAAGUGCCUAUGGAUUACCAUGACCUGAUGCACCUUAGUAUAACGCCAUGAUUUAUCAUCAUCAGUACAGGACAUUGAUAGGAGCUUAAUGUCCCUGACUGUUUACUAAGCUUGGAUUGGACAUUACCGAUCACAAGGAAACUCUUCAGGUUACAGUGCAUAUGACUUACACCCAGUGGAGGCAGCCUCCUGUAGGCUGAGCCAGUUUUCAAGGGGAUGUAGACUAUGAAUUCCCGAGGCACCAGUGACACUGAGACACAACUUAUUAAAGUCCCUGAGUGUUGUGACUGGUUCCUGGUGAAUUCCUAGAUUGCAUGGUCCUGAAUACUGGCUUAGAGCACAUACUGGCUGCCUGCACCGUGUAUAGGUCAUGGCUGCACCUUACAUGGGUCGCUGGAAAAAAAACUCUUCUAUGUCACACUUAUAGGUCUCACAAUAUCAUGAGCAAACUCAUUUCCAGGAACCUUUUAGAAGACGCUUGUUUUAUUUGCAAAAUAUAAAUGAAUUUUACAUUAUGUUGGCGAUAUAAAAAUUAUAUGGCUGAAUUAUUACAUUUUUUUAAUUUGGAAAUGGACUUUUGUACUCAUCUGAUUUUGGUAUAUGUCAAACUAGAAGCCCAAACAUGUUUUUUCUGUGUAAGGUCCAGGAAGUGCCAAACAACUGCACUCGCCAGAUAUAAAGUCUGGAAUCUCCUUUUUGUCUAGCACUAAAUAAUUCCAACUUGUGCAUUUGGGGGGUUAUGUAAUAGGCCUCGAGAAGAUAGGACCCGCGGGAUUUCAGCGAAUUCGUCGCUAUAUUUAAAGCUGCAGUCCGUUACAAGGCAUAACUGAGGGACGCUGAAAUUCCCCCCGGUUCCAUAAUCUUGGUACCUAUUACAUAUCAUUCCCUGAUUGAUCAAUUGAAUCUAGAUACAGAAAAAUAGGUCCCUCAAAUGUUUUACGUUCUUACUCUAUCAACACUCGGGUAAAUUUACUAAAGCUUCUAGAACAGAGAAUUGGUGAUGUUGCCCAUAGCAACCAAUUAGAUGCUGUUUAUCACUUCUCUAUUGCAUUUUAGAAAAUGAUAGACAGCAUCUGAUUGGUUGCUAUGGAAAUAUCACAAAUUCUCUGUUAAGAAGCUUUAGUAAAUUUACCGCUCAGUGUCCAUAAAAACCUGUGCAUACGCUGUAGUAGGAAAAUGUAUUCCUAUCUGUAACAAGUGUCCCGUGAUGGUACAUCACAGGUGUGCAUUGCACCAGGUUACUGUAUAUUGCCCUUUCCGAUUACACUUGUUUAAUAUCUGUUAUUAAUCCUUCCUUAAAGAGGAUCACAGUAACAAAGCAAUGCAUAUCAAUUCAUUUUAUGGGCUAUAUGUAAUGGGGUCCAAGUUUGCCGGAGUUGCAGGAUGUUGAUAGAGAAUGGCCGUUUUUUUUAAAGCGGCAAUCAUUUACAAGGAAAGACCAGGGCGGUUUUGCCUUGUAAAUGAUUAUUGCUUUAAAAAUAUGUUCGACAUCCCUCACCUCCAGCAAACUCGCUCCCUAUUACAUAUACCCCAAUAGCUUUCAUUCUUGUUUUCAUGUUCCCAAUUUAUAAAAUUGUCAUGUAUUUACCAAUCCACUAUUUUUUAUGUAGUACAGAAUAUGAAUUGUAAAUAUACAAGGUGGGGCCACAGCAGAUCAGGAGUAAGUAACUUUUUCUUUUUAAUCUAGAAGAUUUUUUUUUAAAUAUAUAUUUUAGAGGGUUUUUAAUUUACUACAUUCAUUUCAAGUAGCUAAUGCAAUUUGUGUUGCUUCUACUUUGACCUUACAAGAUAUGCUAUAGUAGAUUACAGGAAUUAUACAUGGCUCACCUUGCCACUAACAUUGUGUGUGUUUACUCUGCUGUCCUUUAUGAUUUAUUGCAUUCUCACUUUCUAAACUGUACUGUUAUCCUCUCGCUUAUGUUGUAGGAUUAAUAAUGCUUUGUCUUGUCAGAUACAAGAGCCCUUUUACUUUGUCUUAACGUGUUUUGUUUUUACAGUUUUAUCAUGUAAAUAAAAGUUUUAAUUUUA
This is a messenger RNA of Pseudophryne corroboree (corroboree frog), 3179 nucleotides long. It is a transcript of the gene CENPK, whose product is annotated as centromere protein K. Gene Ontology annotation, cellular component: nucleus. The coding region runs from base 87 to 971 and encodes 294 amino acids. NCBI's taxonomy places the organism in Eukaryota, Metazoa, Chordata, Amphibia, Anura, Myobatrachidae. The record is from RefSeq and is a predicted model, not a curated record. Gene Ontology annotation, biological process: mitotic sister chromatid segregation; kinetochore assembly. The transcript is spliced from 11 exons.